Brachypodium distachyon (stiff brome) is the source of this 2367-nucleotide messenger RNA. RefSeq lists its product as uncharacterized. The record is from RefSeq and is a predicted model, not a curated record. The coding region runs from base 137 to 1666 and encodes 509 amino acids. Lineage: Eukaryota; Viridiplantae; Streptophyta; Magnoliopsida; Poales; Poaceae. Gene Ontology annotation, molecular function: RNA binding. The transcript has 4 exons.
CUCACGCCGCAACGCCCAGUCCUCAUCGGCCCGCGCAAGCGAGGUGGUGGUGCCCAUUCGCCACGCCCGUCGGCGUGCCGGCACAUCGCCUGAGCUACUGCUAGCUGCGUCGCCGGCUCUCCCCUUGAGCCGACCCAUGCGCUGCCCCCCUCGAACUACCAACCAACCCCACGCGCUUGCGCACGGGCUCUCUCGAACUCUCGCCGCACCGCGCGGCGCGGUCAUGGCGAGCCGACUCCUCUUGCUCCGGCGGGCCACAAGGAGGUGGCACCUUCAGCCUUCACGACCUCCCGCGCUUCGCCCACCGUUUUGCAACGUAAAUGCGACGACGCCUUACCACGGGACGCUGCAGCCGAGGUCACCAUCUUAUACUUCCCACAAGGUUUUUCACCAAGAUACUGGGUUCUUCAGUUGUUCGCGAAGUUAUAACAUUCAAACGUACCGCUGUGUCCAUACCAGUCAACCGGUUAAUAGCCAAAAUCAGAGCAUGGCAAUGGAUCCACAAAGUCCUGGAGCCAUGGUAUCAGUCGAUGAUUCUGGCAAGCCAAAAGUAAAGAGGCCAAAACUUAAAGGAAAGAGAGCUGUAACAAGGUUUUUGAAAUCCUUGAGAUGGAAAAAGAAAAAGGAGCUUCAGAGAAUGACUGCUGAGGAGAAGAUUUUGUACAAACUGAAGCUGGCUCGAAAGAAGGAAGAACGACUCCUUGCAGCUUUGAAGAAAAUUGAACCAAAUGAUCCAUCAGAACCUACACAUGAUCCAGAAGUUCUUACACCUGAAGAACACUUCUAUUUCCUUAAGAUGGGCCAAAAAAGUAAAAACUAUGUGCCUGUUGGAAGACGUGGAAUUUACCAGGGAGUGAUCUUGAACAUGCAUCUGCACUGGAAAAAGCACCAAACCCUACAGGUAAUUGUGAAGACAUUCACACCAGAAGAGGUUAAGGAAAUCGCCUCGGAGUUAGCCAUUCUAAGCGGUGGUAUCGUGCUCAGCAUUCAAGAAGGGAAUACAAUUAUUAUGUACAGAGGAAAAAACUAUGCACAGCCACCACCUGAAAUAAUGUCUCCAAAGAUUGCGCUUCCUAGAAAAAAGGCACUGGAUAAAUCAAAAUACAGAGAUCGUCUCCGAGCUCUUAGGCGGUACAUUCCCAGGCUUGAGCAGGAGCUGGAAGAUCUUCAUGCGCAGAUGAAGUUAUCUGGAGGACAUAGAGGACAAAGUGCAGUGAAAGACGUUACUUUUGUUUCAGAUUGUACAAACAGCAUGUCUGCUAAAAAUGAUUCUUCUAGCUCAAUUCAUAAGAGAAGUGUAUCUGAUCUUCUGUCAGAAAAUAUAGAGAGGUCGGAGAUGCUAGAAGAUGGAAAUACUGAGGAUGAUGACGAUUCAGCUUCAGAGUCUAUCACAUGCUCAGAAUCUGAGGAUCUCUCUGACAUCUUCGAGACAGAUUCAGAGGAGCAAGUAGAAGAUACCAAGGAGCGUCCAUUGUAUCUAGAUAGUCUGGAUAAGUUUCUCCCAGAGAGCAAUGAUAAUGAGCCGGAUGAUUUUGAGGAGCAUCUGCGGAAGAUUGCUUCACUUUCAGAUAAGACUGAUUCACCUGCAAAAGAACUGAAAAUCUCUGAGCUUGAUGAAAUUGAUAAAAUAUUCCUGAGAGCAAGUUCAUUAUUGAAGAAAAGAUGAUAGCAAUCUGUAUACAGUGCUCUUGAGUUUCAUUUUCUAAGCAUUAUGUGCAGUUUACUGGUGUCUUCGAAGAGAAUUCGGGAUAUAGUGCUUGCGGUCACAGACUGGCAGAUACUGGACUGACUCGCAAAUCUUGCUGAAGAGCUGAUUUCAUUAUCUUGCUGGAAUUCAGUGAGCUCAUUUGAAAUCGUGUAAUUGAUGAACUGAAAUAUUGUGAUCAGCUUUUGAUGCAUGCUUUUGUUUGGCGGCAUGGCAUUCCUCAGUUGGUGGUAAUAUGUAGCCUUCUUAUGUAUUUGUUGAAGCAUUGCUGAAGAAGUGUCACCAGGCAGUUUUAUAUGCAUGGUCUGGGGCGGUUCCAGUUUAUUCAGGAUCAGCUCGUAUGCAAAUUUAGUGGCGACGAGAAGUUGUGGAGCACAAGAAUUUCUUUGGGGGAGAAGCCUCUCCUACAUGAGCAGAAGAGCUGCGGUUGGGUUAUAUGGUGGAGCUCAAGCUGCACCUGCAUGGCUGAAUACCAUGUGUAGUAGUAGUCCAAACUUUAGAUUCGAUGGCUGGUGACCAAGGGGCACAAAAUUGUGUUUAUUAAUCAUCUAAGCAACAACUUGGUUCUUCUAUUUUUUGGAAUUUUAUUCGCAUACCAUCUUAUUAGAACUAUCUGUGAUGUACAUUUUGGAAAAUUUUGAAUUAUCUUUUAACUGAUAACA